ACCUUAUGCAACCUCAUGGAUUUAUAAAGAUGACCAUGCCCGCCUUCCCAUUUCCUUGAUCUCAUCAAACGCGACUUUUUAUCAUACAACAACAACACCUUGUCCAGCCUGAGCUUCGAUCAAGUCAAUCCCACAUCGACUCACAUAUAUAACCCGACCAACAAAAGACCUUCUUCCCUGGACGCGUCAAAUAAAAGCUUCAAACACAACAUCAAGAUGCUCUUCUCCACCAUGCUCGCCUCGGUCGCUCUGCCCAUUCUCGCAGCAGCCACACCAAUCGACCUCGAGCGUCGCGCCGGCGGUCCAGCAAUCGUGCCCCUCGCCGCAAACUGCACCCUCAUGAACCCCCUCCCCCACGCCUCCCAACACCCCGGCAACGGCACAAUCUCCGGCUACGUCCCUUCCUCCUCCUUUUCCGCCUCAAAAGUCUACUCCUGGUAUAUCCCCCAACCCGACUUCCUCACCCGCGAAGCCCGCUGGUCCAACUGCAUCGAACAGUGCAAUGGCUACUCUGGCUGCGUGUCGGCGUAUAUGGCGUACAAUGCGCCCUUGCCCAAGGGAUGGUUGGGUCUGCCCGGUGGUGAAUUGGAGGUUGGCUGUUUCAUGUACAACCGCACCUUGACGCCUUUGGAUUUCGUGGCUGCGACUGAGGGACAGUAUGUCAACGCUACUGCUGGUAACGUUUACUGUCCCAAGACUGCUUCCGCUUCUGCUACUGCUUCUUCCAACGCAAGUGCUGCAAAGUCGACUGGCACUACCAAGAAGAAGCCCGUGAAGGUCGUCGCUUAAUUGCGGCGCUACGCUUCUCGACGCGUCUUGGUCUCAUGAGACACGCGACUGUCCCUUUGACCCUUUUUCGUAUCUCUCACUGAGCGAUUUCUUAUCUGCUUCUCUAGCAUGGUCUUCUCACAAGACAUCAUUCUUGCAUCUGAAUUUUGGAUUGGUCGGGCAAGGAUUGGGAAAAUGGGACAAGAAGGGCUCUUUCAACGACAAUGCAUAAUGCAUAAUGACUAAUGGUUUUCUUUUUCUGGAGGGACACAGAUGAUGGCGUUAUUCUUUUGCUUCGAAUAGAACCAAUUCAAUGACGAAUUGAAAACAUUUUCAUAUCUCA
Molecule: messenger RNA, 1111 nt
Organism: Aureobasidium pullulans EXF-150
Lineage: Eukaryota; Fungi; Ascomycota; Dothideomycetes; Dothideales; Saccotheciaceae
Exons: 1
Coding region: 217-789 (190 amino acids)
Source: RefSeq, a predicted model, not a curated record